This is a messenger RNA of Paramacrobiotus metropolitanus, 1036 nucleotides long. RefSeq lists its product as uncharacterized. The record is from RefSeq and is a predicted model, not a curated record. The transcript has 3 exons. The coding region runs from base 92 to 1036 and encodes 314 amino acids. Lineage: Eukaryota; Metazoa; Tardigrada; Eutardigrada; Parachela; Macrobiotidae.
UAAAAAUUAAAGUUUUUUGAUUUCUUUAGGAGAUUUGUGAGGUUUUUUGAAGUAUACUGUAAGUGUAGUCACGUUCUUUUCGUUACUGGAAAUGGAGUCUCCGACACCACAAACGUCUGAAGCAGGCGUUGAUAUUCCUAAUGUUCGAAAGCUAAAAUGUCGAUUUAACGCCACAUCUGAUCUCGUUCUCCUGGACCUCGUCAAGCAUUACAAUCCCUACGUCGCGGAUAACAAAGGUGCUGCUUGGAAAGAUAUCGUAAGAGCUCUGGAUGACACUAAGAUUUUUGUGAAACCUGUGACGGAAAGAGCUGCGAAGGAUCGGCUAACGAACUUGGUCGCCUGGUUCAAGGCAGAAGAUCUGCGAAACAAAAGCCGCAGUGGUACCGAAGAGCAAUAUGGACGCAUGGAAAUGCUCCUCACCGAGAUAUGUGAACUUAUAAAGGGAUCGGAGGAUGCGGAGGCGGAGAAGAAACGCGCAGCAACUCAGGCACAGAAAGAACGCCAAGAAAUCUCAAAAAUUAUGAAGACUGCUGGCGAACGCGGCCGCAAAAUUCCGAACGACGAGGAAGACCAUCUGAAUUUGGCAAUUUCAGCGGCUUCCUCGCUCGCUUUAAAUAAGGAGGAAUGGAUGAAGGAGACGGGCUGUGACGAGCAGGAUUGGGUCGAAGAACUGAAGUCUCGAGAGGUCCAAAAACAUUCGUCUAAGCGAAUGAAAAUUUCACCGCGAAAAUUUAAGUUUGUUGGAUCUCCCAAAAAAGCGCUGGAGAAAAAGCUCCGCACGUCGCGCUCAAAUGCGGCAAAAGUCCAGAAUGUUGAUGCUGAGGAGAAGUGGCUGGACUACUUUAAGGAGUCAGACAAUAAGCGCCUGGAGUUUGAAAAAUCAAAAGCCGCAGAAGAAAUGGCCGCAAAAAUGAAAUUGGCAGAAGACGCUAAGGAAGUGCGCUUAAAGGAACUGGAAGUGGAAAAAUUACGUCUUCAAGUCGAACUGAAAAAAAUUGAGAACGAAAAAAUUCAGGAAAAAUAUUAUGGCUUGUAG